UCUUGUGAUUCGGUGUAGCUUGUUGUUGAGCAUUGUUGCCUCGGUUUCUUCUCUUUCUAGACAUCUCUCUCUUCAGUUUCCCACCGGGCCGUCAAGUGCAGAGGGUUCCAAAGCCGACAGCGUUUAAGUAAGUUGUCUGUCCCAGCCUGGUGACGGGAGACUAGUGGGCAAAGUUCAGGCCGCUCCGGUCUAGAUUAUAGUGCUCAUCAAUACGUGUGAGAGUGAGGCCUUUUCAGUGACAGUGUGAUCGACAUGUAACUAACCUAAACUCCAGUGGCUCUUCUUCAUGGUAGCCUCUGGAAUCCCAAACAGAAGGACACGGUUCUCUAACUGAUGCCAUUAUGUAAUAUUUGUUCAGUGUACUCUCAGCAAUCCUGCCUUCUUUCUAUGUUAAUGGGACACGAUCUGGCUCAGGAGCCCUGACAGGUCAGGUUGUCAUGACAACAGCCAGGACGUGGAGCUGAAGUGCGGAAAAAACCCAAAUAAGUAUGUGUCUAUUAUGCAGUAUCUGAGAAGGACUAUAAAGGAAGGAUGACGGACGGGAAGCCUAAAUGUGGCGACUAGAAGCUGACACAAGUUUCAUGAGAUAAUUCAAUCAACCACUACAAGCUGGAGUCAUUUACUGUCAGAAUGUCUGUUAAAAUAGAGCAGCACAUUGAAACACAUUGUGAAUAUAGGAUUUUCAUAAUUUACUUUUUAAUCUCAACAUCCGUAUUUGAUACAUUUGAAUUUAUUUUUUUUUUCGGUGAUACAACCAUCAUACAUAAAACAAACCAUUUUAUAACCAUUUUAUAGAAGAUGGAACAGUGUCAAUCUUGGACUCUUCUUACUUCUUUAGUGUGAGUGGGAGCAUGAUAAUACCAUUAUCUACCGAAAACAGACAGAAAAACAGACGAACAGCAGUUAACCAUUAGCGCCGCUCUGCUUAUUGACAUUUGUCGUUGAAUGUUUUUGGUUUCUGACAUGUUACAUUAGAAAUUUGAUCAUCGGACGUGAAGGACGUAGCAUGUUUAUCAUGGCUGCCUUUUUAAAACUUCUUUUUUUUCAUCAUGAUGAUAUGGCAGAAUUUUUGCCACAUUUUUAUGCUCAUUCCUCUCAUUGUCUGGUGUAAAAUCUGGCUCCUAGUAUGUGCUUAUAUAUAUACUUAUAAACUGUAGACACUUAUUAAAUAUAAUUAAUGCUCAGCAUAGUGUGAAAGUAUUUGUCCUCUCAACAUAAAAUAUAUAACUACUGUAACUUAAGUCUGAAUUAUUCAGUACAUUCAGUUUGUGGGCCCUAAUGUAGGUGGGGUUAUCUUGACAUAGGUCCCGCCAAAAUGCCCUGCCAUGAGUGCGACGGUGCGCCCUAAGUGAUCGCUGCCAGUCGUCCAUCUUUGUUUAUCCACCUGCCCAUAACCUCAAACUUGAACCUGCAUCUUCAUCUAGCAAGCUAUUAGGUCUCUUCACUCGACUUCAUGACAGCAACUCUGUAGUACAGUGUCCUUAUUUAUUGAUUUAUUUGCAGUCUGCCUCCUCUUCAAGACCUGUAUGUCUCCAGGACCCAGAGACGUGCAGGUCGGAUCAGAGCCGACCCUUCUCACCCUGGUCAUGGACUGUUUGUCCCUCUUCCCUCUGGCAGGAGGCUUCGGUCCAUCCAGACCAGAACCUCCCGUCACAGGAACAGCUUCUUCCCCUCGGCUGUCAGACUGUUAAAUUCGUGAUCAGCCUUUGUUAUUUUAUUUUAUUUUAUUUUAUUUUAUUUUAUUUUAUUUUUAACAGCACUUGUUGGUGGGGCCUCCACUGACCAUGGCAAUAAAUUCUAUUCUGAUUCUGAUCUAUGUCUUCACUUUCCCUCUGAUUACCGUGCACUGGUUUCAGGGAGUCCAUGUGACAGAGCAGCAGCUAAACCAGUUGGAUGAGACAGAAACCAACCAUCUCUCAGUCAUGUUCCAGUGGAGCGCUCUGACAACGCUGCUGCUGGUAGCUGCGCACACAAGCAACACUCAGGAGUGUCACAACUUCACCAAACUGAAACUAGCUCACGCGAUCAUCGGCACCAGCGUGAGAGUGAAGCUGCUGCUCUACACCAGAGACAAUGUGAACUGCGGCAUCCUCCUCUCACACACCAACCUGACCACACAACCUCGCUUCAACCUGUCCCGGCCCACCACCUUCAUCCUUCACGGCCUGCGGCCCACCGGAUCGCCGCCCGUGUGGGUGGAGGAGCUGACCCAGGAGCUGCUGCGCCACGACGACCACAAUGUCAUCGUGAUGGACUGGAACCACGGAGCUACCAAUUUGAAUUAUUUUAAAGCUGUGGAGAACACACACAAGGCCGCAGAGAACCUCACCGCUUUCAUCAGGAGGAUGCAGGAACAUGGAGCUGCGAUGGAUAAGAUCCACAUGAUUGGGAUCAGCCUCGGCGCUCACAUGUCAGGGUUCGUUGGAGCCGAACUGAACGGGACGAUAGGAAGAAUUACAGCCCUGGAUCCAGCUGGGCCUGUGUUCACAGGAACUCCUCCAGAAGACAGACUGGACCCCUCAGACGCUCAGUUUGUGGAUGUUCUCCACACCGACAUUGACGGUCUUGGCUACAGGGAGCCUCUGGGUCACAUCGAUUUCUACGCCAACGGUGGGACGGACCAACCCGGCUGCAGCAGAUUCAUCUUCUCAUUCAACUCCUACAUCAAGUGUGACCACCAGAGAUCAGUCUUCCUCUUCCGCGAGUCGGUGGACCACACCUGCCAGUCUCGGGCGCUUCCCUGCUCCUCCUACAAUGACUACCUGGACGGCAAAUGCCUGUCCUGUGACCAGUUUGGCGGUGCUGGAUGUCCAGUGUUUGGCUAUGACAUCACAAAAUGGAAAGAUGCCAUCCUCCAACUGGGACCAACAAAGGCUUAUUUUACAACUAACCAACGGUCACCGUUUUGCAUGACCAACUACCGAGUGGACGUGGUGGUCUGGAACGAGGAGGUUCGCUGGGGGUACAUCACCGUCAAACUGCAUAACAAGACGGAAACUGCAGUGGCGACUAUUGACCACCGAGCGUCAGAGUUCAGGAAAUUCCACGAGAGCCAUUUGUUUGCCCAGUUUGACAAGAAGCUGCCGGCCGUGGACAGAGUGUCGGCCAUGUUCUACACCGGGAACGUUUUCCAACCCAAAUACAAACUCCGGGUUCUCCGACUUCGCUUAACCAAUCUGGACGAGGAGAGCCAGUCUCUGUGUCGAUACGACAUCGUCCUGAAGGAGAAUACGGAAGUGGAAUUUAAGCCCCUCCCCUGUGAGGAGCUCACCUUCUGAGAAGAGUCACGUCCGAGGAGAAGUCGUGGCUUAGUCAGAUAUCCCCUCCUGCGCGGGGCCACAUGUUGAGGCACAUCUAUGAAGCACUGCGUGAACCCCAUGAGACUGAACCUGCUGUGAAGCUCUGUAUUUGUAAGAGAACUUCUCUCCUGUUAGGUGGUUCACUCACUGAGCUUCGUCUGAACUGAAGAGGUUGUGAAUACUCAACCCAAACAGCAUCAUGAGACUGUUGCUCCACAAACCAAUGUUAAUGUUAAGUAUAAUACCUGAUGUUUGCCACAUGAUAUAUGACAGUAUUUCUAAUUUAUUUGUAAAAAUUAUACAUGAUCACUGAUUUUUUUUAAAUGAACUGUUGUUUUAUCUGCUAUUUUAGUUUAGACCUUUUUUCAUGUCUUUUCAUAACAACAAAAGUUGUUUUCUGCUCAUUCU
Molecule: messenger RNA, 3707 nt
Organism: Synchiropus splendidus (mandarinfish)
Lineage: Eukaryota; Metazoa; Chordata; Actinopteri; Syngnathiformes; Callionymidae
Gene: lipia
Product: lipase, member Ia
Exons: 11
Coding region: 1785-3278 (497 amino acids)
Biological process (GO): lipid metabolic process
Molecular function (GO): lipase activity; carboxylic ester hydrolase activity
Source: RefSeq, a predicted model, not a curated record